CUGCAACCCAGCCUGUUUCUACGGAAACUACCGACAUUUUGCUUUGUUAAAUCAUGUUCUGAGACGAGGCCGAGCUGCAGAAUACCAUUAGUAUGGGAUAGGGUUCUUCAGUGCAAACGCUGAAGCAUUGAUAGGACCAUUUUAAACAAUCCACACUAGCAGGGAGUCAUAGUUUGCCAAUCGUAGACUGACGAGAGAAGGUGCUGCGGGUAGCGUGCGUCAUCGACACGCGGUGCUUGCGGUUCCGAGACGGCGGCCGGACGGUGACCGGAUCACGCAGGAUGUGUGAGGUGGAGGACGAUUACCCCGGCGAGCCGCUGCACCAGGCGGCGCCGGCCUCAGCCACGAGUGUUCCACAGACAUGUAUGAAAUGCAAGACCAGUUCAGCAGUGUUGGUCAUUCGAGUUGGUGAUGCGUUUUGUAAAUCUUGCUUCAGAGAAUACUUUGUGCAUAAAUUCCGUGCGAUGUUAGGGAAGACACGCUUAAUUUUUCCAGGAGAACAGGUCUUGCUAGCAUUAUCUGGUGGUCCAACAUCCAGUGCAAUGCUUUGUCAGGUUCAAGAGGGUUUGUCUCGAGAAGCUCCAAAGAAAUUGCGUUUUACUCCUGGGAUAGUCCAUAUAGAUGAGGGAGCUGUAUGCGGAAGGAGCCUAGAGGAAAGACGGGAAACUUUAUCACAACUGGAAUGUAUGUUCCAGGCUUCAGGAUUUCCUUACCAUAUAGUUUAUUUAGAAGAGGUGUUCAAGUUGCCAAAUUCCAUGCUGCACAGUGUUUCCAACAGUCCAGCAAGCCAUGGUGAAAACUACAAAGAGGCUGUCGAUGGUUUCCUACAAAAACAGCGAGAGAUCCUGGUUCAUGCAAAGCAAGAGUCUACAGCUGAGCAAUUGAAUAUCACGCAUUCAGAAGAUCAAGUUCAAACAAAACUGGCUCAGCUAGGUAUUGGUGAUGUAUUUACUGAAGAGAAUUCUGGGAGCAUCUCAUCAGAAAGUUCCACCAGUGGGAAAUGGCAGUUUACUUCAGCACAAACAGAAGCAGUAAAGGAACUGUUUAGUUCAAUAAAGACUCUGACAGCUAAAGAGGAAUUACUGCAAACGUUACGACAUCAUCUUCUUUUGUACACUGCGAGGAUCAAAGGCUACACAAAAAUAAUGAUGGGAGACAGCUGUACUCGAUUGGCAGUGAAACUUCUGACUAAUAUUUCAUUGGGACGCGGAGCAUCACUUGCUAUUGAUACAGGCUUCUCAGAUAAUCGUUAUGGAGACAUCAUGAUUAUACGGCCAAUGAGGGAAUAUUCAUCUAAAGAAAUUGCUUUCUACAAUAAGCUUUUUGAUGUUCCAAAUGUCUUUACCCCAGCAUUGGAUACAAAGGCCAGUGAUAAAGCUAGCAUCCAUCGAUUGACUGAGAGUUUCGUAAACAAGUUGCAGACCGAUUUCCCAUCCACUGUGAGUACUGUUUACAGGACCAGUGAGAAGUUGAAUACAGUUUGCUCUGAUUUGAACAAUGAUGCUGAACAGCCAGAGAAAUGCUUACUGUGUCUUUGUGCAAUGAACAGUAAAAUAGAGGAAGCCUCGGCUUUUCACGCUACUCUUAUAUCAGAAAAAUUAUCACUGAAGCGGCUUCCUGAUCAGGUGCCAAAGGCCACUGAGCAAUCUUGCUGUGGUAAUGAUGGAGAAGAUGACAAAGGAAAAUGCUGUGGCAUGCAGUCAGAAUCAGCGUGCUACUCAACAAGCUGUGGAAAUAGAACUACUGAUCUUCUCGCACUGCUUUGCUACAGCUGUAGGCUAACUAUCAAAGAUAUGGUGUCACUGGAUCUCUUACCACAAUACGUCCUCUCUGAAGCAGAGCGCAGAAAACGCAGAGCACAGGUGAAGGAACAGAUCAAGGAGUUCCUGUUAACUCCCGAGAAGGAAACGGAUGCUGCUAGCUCUUGACCAGUCUGCCUGGAUUUGCCAUAUUGGAGAUUAUGUACUGACUAUCCAUGUAGCAGAAGCAAAUGUGGUCUGAAUAAAUUAUGAAUUGCAACUUGCCUUGUCAUUCUGGCACUUGGCGUUUAAAUAGUUAGGUUUCCAUGUUCAAUCCUAGGAAUUUAUAGCAAGUACAAUGCAGAUUGUCUAUGUAUUACAACAAUCACAACACUGAUGUCUUAGUCUGAUUUGUAAUCAUUGGUUUGUAUACUUACUUUGUGCUGCUCUGUAAGUUGGCCUCAACAUUAAAAUGUCCCAUUUGUAAAUAAAUUUGUUGAAAUAUUAAAUUCUAAAACUGUUCCUACAUAUAGAGUGGUGAGAUUUUCUAUUGCAUUACUUUUAAAGAUGGUUAUUUUUAAGGUUUACAUUUGUUAUUAUCAUUUUGAUUAGAAAUAGAGAACUGAUUGGUUUAACCUACAUUUCAUUAUAAAACAGCACUUUUACAGUGUCCAACUGAAAUCAAAAGCAGGCAUCUCUGCAGUGACUGACCCAAGUUCAGUCCUGGUCUCCAGUGCUGUGUGUGUGUGGAAUUUGCAUGUUUCCCCUGUAUGCAUGUAGAGCACCCUUUGGAUGCUCUAGUUUCCUCUUACAUCCCAGAAAAUGUGGUUUGCUAGGUUAAUGGGCCACCAUAAAUUGCCCAUAGUGUGUCGAUGAGUGAUAGAUGCAAUUGGGGGGGGGGGUACUCAGAAUUUAUGGGUGCUUGAUGGUCAAAAUGGAAGGGUAUUGUUUCUAUGUUGUAUCUUUCUAUGUCAGGAUUAUUAAAUACUGAAUGGAAAAUUUAAAUAGUUGAAAGCAAAUUAUGGCAAAUUUCAGAAAUUGUAUUUGACCUCAAACAGUACUCGAACCAGACAUGCCAUUUUUCUUCAAAGCUUGA
This is a messenger RNA of Mobula hypostoma (lesser devil ray), 2835 nucleotides long. It is a transcript of the gene ctu2, whose product is annotated as cytosolic thiouridylase subunit 2 homolog (S. pombe). The transcript is spliced from 15 exons. Lineage: Eukaryota; Metazoa; Chordata; Chondrichthyes; Myliobatiformes; Myliobatidae. Gene Ontology annotation, molecular function: sulfurtransferase activity; tRNA binding. The record is from RefSeq and is a predicted model, not a curated record. Gene Ontology annotation, biological process: tRNA wobble position uridine thiolation. Gene Ontology annotation, cellular component: cytosol. Bases 282 to 1928 code for a protein of 548 amino acids.